Molecule: messenger RNA, 636 nt
Organism: Plasmodium yoelii
Lineage: Eukaryota; Apicomplexa; Aconoidasida; Haemosporida; Plasmodiidae
Product: conserved protein, unknown function
Exons: 1
Coding region: 1-636 (211 amino acids)
Biological process (GO): negative regulation of protein kinase activity
Cellular component (GO): nucleolus
Molecular function (GO): protein kinase binding; protein kinase inhibitor activity; double-stranded RNA binding
Source: RefSeq, a predicted model, not a curated record
AUGGAUUUAAAAACAUUGGAUGAUGAGAUUAUGUUGUCAGAUGGGAGGGUAAUAAAAAUACCCGUGAACAAAAUUGACGAAAUUAAUAAAGAUGAAAAAAAAAAAGUCCAAAUAGAAAAAGUUCCUAAUGUAUGGGGUAGCAGUGCUGGGGCGGGAAGUGACUACUUUGAUCUUUAUAGAAAGCAGAGAAACCAAGAAAAUGAAAGAUUGGAAUUGAUAGAAAAGAAAUGGAAAGAAUAUACUGAAAACCAAAUAUUUCAGCAAAAAAGAAAUGAAAAAAUUGAAUAUAUGGAGAAAAAACGUCUAAAAAAAGGAAAUAAAAGAUUGAUUAAAAAACAAAAAAUUAAAGAAUUAAGAAAUCAAAAAAAAAUAAAUAAACUAGAAAAUACAAAUCCAUUAACAACCCCAAACGAUAAUAAUAAAGAAUCUUCUACUGAUAAAAUCAAGCACACAGAAAGUGACAAAGAUAGUAUAACAGAUUCUGUACAUACAAAAGAAGGGAAAGGAAAAGGAGACCAAAGCUUUCAAAAUGAAAAAACAGAAAAAUGUAAUGCCUCUGAAGAUGAAAAUAAUUUAAAUACACAGUUAAUUAAUACAAACAAUUUUCUCAUCUUAAAAGAAGAUGAAUUAUUUUAG